AUGUCUUCGCAUAACUAUGGUAUAUCCCGGGAGGAUAGAGCUGAGAUGGAAGUUGCUCGCAAAGGAUGGGAAGACUUCUUCAAGAGAAUCGGAAAAGAAAAUCAGUACUCCUAUGCACCGGGCUCCUCUUCGACCAAUAUAACUUCUAGCAACCCGCCUGGCCCUAGCAGCUCUGCUUCGUCUACUCCCGAGAGUGAUAACGCUCAAUCUGAAAGGAAAAGGAAGUCAUCUGUCUCCGAAAACCACGAAGCUCAAUCCGAACGAAAAGACAAGCGAGUUAAGAGAGCCAGAGCCAGAGCCAAUACAUCUAUCUCAAACUCUGACGAGGAAGAGCGUGCCUUAGAAAGCCCUGAUGAUCCGACAAAGUUUUGUCCAGAAAGAUGUCUUUUCUGCAUUCAAAUUUGCCAAUCAUUCGACCAAAAUCUAGAUCACAUGAAAUACAACCACCAUUUUUUCAUCCCGGUUGAAGGCAGUCUGAGUCCUCGCGCCAUGCCACCUAUGGCAUUGAUUCAUUAUAUACACCGUCUGAAGAACAACGAUCCGCCGGCCCUGGUGGAGGAACUCUGCGAUCUUGGGGGGAGAAAACCUACAUCGGAACUAUUUUCUCACGCCCUGAACAGAGCUAUAGCGCGCCGGGAGAGGGGUGAUUCCAUUGAGGAGUAUCGUCGCAGCUUUCGGACUGGAAUCUCACUGGCCUUUGCCCUGGGCACAGCAGCCGGUCCAUGCAAGCCAAAUGCUUCUGUCACCGUCGGCUCGCCAACUUUAUUAGAGACUUCUGAAACUCUCACCCUGUCUGCGACUUCCUCGGCUGACUCUAGCUCUCUCCAGCCGACGAGUCUCUCUGUCACGGAAUCGGUAUCUACAUCAACUGAGGUCGCACCCGUUUACAUCACAUCUUCCGUCACGUCAGAAUCAGAUGCAGCGACAUCAUCCACCGUUGCUUCAACCUCCACCUCAUCUCCAGUGCUUGGAACCUUCAACGCAAUUGGCCAAGGCGGCGGCGCAAGCAACACACCAGCCAGACUCCCCCCACCACAGUAUGGCAGUAUAACGUUGGGCGAGUACAACCCUUCGGGUGUAGGAGCAGGUGUAUUUUCUAUUGAAGCAAGUACGGGAGCCCUUUUUGUCGACGGCGUCAAGAUGUGUGGCUUCUACGGCGGCACAGAGUCCGCUUCGGUUUAUAGUUGCAAUACACCGCCCCUGACAAAUGAAGUGCCUAUCACCUGCGACCAGGGACAGACGGAUGGAGGUGCUCUGAAAUGCAGUGCACCGACAAUGAAUUGUAUCGAAAACUUCAACGAUGAGGAUGAUCCCGUCUGCUAUGCUACUGGGGGCGUCUGGACACAAUUCAUGGGAUAUCAAUUCUUGAGCACUUAUUAUCUGCUCAGUAUAGGUUCGGAGGCUGCAGCUACAGGAUCAUAUGUACCGAUCAGCCUUAUUAUUCAAGCUCUUUAG
Fusarium coffeatum is the source of this 1455-nucleotide messenger RNA. RefSeq lists its product as uncharacterized. The transcript is spliced from 3 exons. The record is from RefSeq and is a predicted model, not a curated record. The coding region runs from base 1 to 1455 and encodes 484 amino acids. Lineage: Eukaryota; Fungi; Ascomycota; Sordariomycetes; Hypocreales; Nectriaceae.